ACGAUGACUGCGCUUCUGCUUACAUCGCUCUUGGCAUUGACCUUGAAAGCAACUGCCCAACUGGAAGGCAGAGGCUUUCCUGACUGCCAAAAUGGACCUCUCAAGAACAACACCGUCUGCGAUUUUACGGCUGAUCCUCUGACAAGAGCAACGGCAUUGAUCGCAGCCUUUACCAUCGAGGAGAAAAUCAACAACACUGGCAGCACUGCCCCGGGUGUUCCUCGACUAGGACUACCAGCGUACACAUGGUGGCAGGAAGCGCUUCAUGGCGUUGCUCAGAGCCCUGGUGUGAACUUCUCCGAUUCCGGAGACUUUCGCUACGCAACUUCGUUCCCACAGCCGAUCCUGAUGGGUGCUGCAUUCGACGAUGACUUGAUAAAGGACGUUGCAACCGUCAUCAGCACUGAAGCAAGAGCCUUCAACAACGAUGCUCGUUCCGGAUUGGACUAUUGGACUCCCAACAUUAAUCCCUUCAAGGACAGUCGUUGGGGCCGUGGCCAGGAGACGCCCGGAGAAGAUCCCUACCAUCUGUCAAGCUAUGUCAAAUCUUUGAUCGCAGGCCUACAGGGAGAUGGAAAGUACAAGAAAGUCGUUGCCACUUGCAAACAUUUCGUGGCGUACGAUUUGGAGACGUGGAAUGGCAACUUCCGUUACCAGUUCGAUCCACACGUUGGUUCUCAGGAGCUCGUUGAGUACUACAUGCCUCCGUUCCAGGCCUGUGCCCGCGAUGCCAAUGUUGGAGCCUUCAUGUGCUCAUACAAUAGCUUGAACGGAAUUCCGACUUGUGCGGACCCGUAUCUCCUCCAGACAAUCCUCCGCGAACAUUGGAACUGGACUUCGGAGGAGCAGUGGGUGACUUCUGACUGUGACUCUAUCCAGAAUGUCUACCUUCCGCACGAAUAUACCUCGACACGCGAGGAGGCCGUUGCUGUAUCUCUCAAAGCAGGAACCGAUGUCAACUGCGGUACCUAUUACCAAGAGUUUUUGCCAGGAGCUCUCUCUCUGGGCCUAGUGACUGAGAAGGACAUCGACAUGGCACUUAUUCGGCAGUACUCUUCUCUCGUUCGUCUCGGGUACUUCGAUGGUACGGCUGUUGAGUACCGGAGCCUAAGCUGGAAGGAUGUCUCCACUCCCUAUGCCCAGCAGUUGGCCCUCAAGGCCGCUGUCGAGGGCAUCACACUCCUCAAGAACGACGGAAUCCUGCCGCUCGCCAUCACCAAGGAUACCAAAAUCGCUGUCAUUGGCGACUGGGCCAAUGCUACAGAGCAGAUGCUCGGAAACUAUGAUGGUAUUCCUCCUUACCUUCACUCCCCUCUCUGGGCCGCCCAACAGACGGGAGCAAACGUGACGUACUCGGGCAACCCAGGAGGGCAAGGAGACCCAACGACGAACAACUGGCUCCAUAUCUGGACUGCCGUGGACGAAGCCGACGUCAUCCUCUUCGCUGGCGGAAUUGACAAUGGUGUCGAGGCUGAAGGCAUGGACAGAGUCAGUAUCGCCUGGACUGGCGCUCAAUUGGACGUCAUUGGCCAACUCGCCUCUCGUGGCAAGCCCGUCAUCGUCGCUCAAAUGGGCACCAACGGUGUCGACAGUACUCCUCUCCUCAACAAUCAAAACAUCUCGGCUCUUCUAUGGGGCGGCUACCCCGGUCAAGACGGUGGUGUCGCGCUCCUCGACAUCAUUCAAGGUAAAUCCGCUCCCGCCGGCCGUCUGCCAACCACCCAAUACCCAGCAUCGUACAUCUCGAAGGUUCCAAUGACAGACAUGCACCUCCGCCCCAACAGCACCACCGGCUUCCCAGGUAGGACGUACAUGUGGUACAACGAGAAGCCCGUCUUCGAGUUCGGCUACGGUCUGCACUACACCAACUUCUCCGCCACGAUCUCGCCCACCGACACCACCUCCUUCAGCAUCGCGGACCUCACCAAAGACUGCACCGAGCACUACAUGGACCGCUGCCCAUUCGCAGACAUGAAGAUCGCCGUCACCAACACUGGAAAUGUCACCAGCGACUAUGUCACCCUCGGAUUCUUGGCCGGCGAACAUGGUCCCGCUCCGUGCCCGAACAAGCGCUUGGUCAACUAUCAGCGACUACACAACAUCACUGCCGGAGCAAGCCAGACGACUUCGUUGAAUUUGACGCUGGCCAGCUUGGCGAGAGUCGAUGACAUGGGCAACACGGUGCUCUACCCUGGCAGCUACGCUUUGUUGAUCGACACGCAGCCUUUGGCUAUGUUCAACUUCACUUUGACGGGUGACGAGGUGGUGCUUGAUCACUGGCCUCAGCCGCCUGCGCCGCGGACUCAGGACUCGGACUACUAUGUUGGCGGGUACGGUAGUGAAUAUGAGAUGCCUUUGUGA
This is a messenger RNA of Zymoseptoria tritici IPO323, 2361 nucleotides long. It is a transcript of the gene MgXBX3, whose product is annotated as putative xylan 1,4-beta-Xylosidase. Lineage: Eukaryota; Fungi; Ascomycota; Dothideomycetes; Mycosphaerellales; Mycosphaerellaceae. The record is from RefSeq and is a predicted model, not a curated record. Gene Ontology annotation, molecular function: alpha-L-arabinofuranosidase activity; xylan 1,4-beta-xylosidase activity. Gene Ontology annotation, biological process: arabinan catabolic process; xylan catabolic process. Gene Ontology annotation, cellular component: plant-type cell wall. The transcript has 6 exons. The coding region runs from base 4 to 2361 and encodes 785 amino acids.